Molecule: messenger RNA, 462 nt
Organism: Malania oleifera
Lineage: Eukaryota; Viridiplantae; Streptophyta; Magnoliopsida; Santalales; Ximeniaceae
Exons: 2
Coding region: 1-462 (153 amino acids)
Source: RefSeq, a predicted model, not a curated record
AUGGUCUUUACAUUUCUUAGGCCAAGUAUGCAAUUGAAACUUUUGUCUCAUGCUGGACUGACUGAUAGCAAAACUGUUGACACUUCAAUUGAACUCAAUGCGCAUCUGACUCCCUUAGGGGGGAAACUAUUGUCUAAUCCCUCUCUUUACAGACACUUGGUUGGCAGCCUAGUUUAUCUCAAUGUCACUUGUCCAGACAUCUCCUAUGUUGUUCACCAGGGCACUCUCUUCCAUGGCCUUUUCUACUCUGCUCAGCCUCUUCUUGUUCUCCGUGCAUUCUCUGAUGCCGAUUGGGCAGGAGAUCUUAUUGAUCGCAGGUUCACCACUGGUUAUUGUUUUCUCCUUGGCACUUCUUUGAUUUCUUGGCGAAGUAAGAAACAAACCCUUAUGGCUCGCUCUAGUACUGAAGCAGAAUAUCAUGCCAUUGUUGAUACCAUAUCUGAGCUCCUUUGGCUACGAUGA